Zea mays is the source of this 2249-nucleotide messenger RNA. RefSeq lists its product as uncharacterized. The record is from RefSeq and is a predicted model, not a curated record. Bases 72 to 2027 code for a protein of 651 amino acids. The transcript has 9 exons. Gene Ontology annotation, biological process: protein transport to vacuole involved in ubiquitin-dependent protein catabolic process via the multivesicular body sorting pathway. Gene Ontology annotation, molecular function: ubiquitin binding; phosphatidylinositol binding. NCBI's taxonomy places the organism in Eukaryota, Viridiplantae, Streptophyta, Magnoliopsida, Poales, Poaceae.
CGGGUGGCCGAGCCUCGCCCUCGCGUGGACCGAAAGUGCAGCAUAUAUGCGUUGCGUCGCGCCCCUUAAUAAUGGCCGCCCGUUUUUGUUGUUUACCUCGCGCCACCACCCAAGUGAGUGACCCAUCCCCUCCAUCGGACUCUCCACUCCCACCGUCUCACGACCACGAAUACCGCCGCCCCCGGCCCUUUCCUCGUCUCCUCCUCCUUUCAUCGCCACCAUCGCCGUCGGUGCGCCUUGCAGGAGGUGCGAGAGGUCGGUCGAAAAGCACAGCCAUGGCGGCGGUCAAGGUGGACAAGGCCACCAACGAGCUGCUGCUGGGCCCCGACUGGACCCUCAACAUCGAUAUCUGCGACGCCGUCAACUCCGAUCACGGGCAAGGAAAGGAGGUGAUUAAAGCUUUGAAAAAACGUAUUCAACACAAGAAUGCAAAUGUUCAGUUUCUUGCUUUGACGCUAUUAGAGACUCUAAUAAAGAACUGUGGGGAUCAUGUACAUUAUCAAGUUGUAGAGCGCAAUAUACUGGAGGAAAUGAUGAAGAUUGUGAAGAAAAAGGCUGAUAUGCAAGUGAGGGAUAAGAUCCUGAUGCUCUUAGACUCUUGGCAAGAUGCAUUUGGAGGGCCUGGUGGAAAGCACCCUCAUUAUUACUGGGCAUAUGCUGAAUUGAAGCGAUCUGGUGUUGAAUUUCCAAAGCGGUCACCUGAUGCUGCAUCGAUGUUUAUUUCUCCGGUCACACAGCCAGAAUCUUUGCCAACAUAUCUUCAAGCAGGGUAUGGAAUGCCAGUUGAUUCUUCCUCAAGGCUUGAUGAGGCAAUGUCAUCAAAUGGAGCUCCUCUGAGCAUCUCAGACUUGGAACGAAUGCUGGGGGCUGUGGAACUAUUAAAUGAGAUGUUGAGAGCUGUCAAUCCAAAUGAAAAAGAUGCUGCCAAUGAUGAAAUUAUUACAGAACUUGUGACCCAAUGCCGGUCAUACCAGAAAAAGAUCAUGAGUUCAGUAAGCUUAGUAAGGGACGAGGACCUCUUGGGCCAAGCUCUUGAUUUAAACGAUAGAUUACAAAUUCUGCUUGAGAAACACGAUUCAAUCGCAUCGUGUUCUCCUUCAUCUGCUGACGUGAUAGACGUGGUGUGUGAAGUGCCAUCGGGAACAGCUCCAAACCAAGGAACAAAUUUCCCUCCACAAGCUGCACUUCGUACAGCCAUAGUACCGACCAAUGUUUUGGACGACGAAGAUGAGGAAAACGAAGACGACGAGUUCUCUAUGCUAGCUCGAAGAUUCCAGCCCACAAACACCCAGAGCACCUCUUCACCAACCGUCCAUGAUGAAACAGCAAGCUCUACAGCCUCUGUUCCCUAUACAGCAUCGCCAUCAGUUGCGAACAACGCAUUGCCUCCGCACGAUCCUCCAGCCCCGCCAGUGAGGGUCUCUCCAGAAGAGCAGGUCAUGAGUGACCUUCUCGCACUCACCGUGUCAUCAAACCCGUCACCAUCCUCCUACACCCCGGUAACACCUGAACCAGGCCGCCUGAAUCAAAGCAGCGCACCAACAGGUGAGCUUCCGCGGGCUUAUCAUGGAGACCAAGGACACGUGUCUGCACCUUACGUCGCUCCGUGGGCUCAGCCGCAGUCCCAGACCGCAGGAAGUCAGCAACCGACACGCACUCAGGCACAGGUAUCUUACAGCUCGUAUGCUUACCCACCGCCGCCAUGGGCGUCACAGGACAGCACCGAAUCGAACCCUUUUGUAGCGGCAGCAUCGUCAUCUCAGCAAUACCAGUCCACUUCGAGAACCCCUACCAUGCCACCGAACUUGAGGCCUCUACUACAGCAGUCGCAUUCUUUUGGAGUACCACUUCCAACCGCGAGUCUGGACUCGCCAAUAAAUGGGAACCUGAAGCAACCGCUGUCUGCUGGGGCUCGCAGGCCAUCUUAUGUUUCUUCCAACAAGUUCUUCGACGACUUGUUUGAGAGGAACUCGGAUGGUAGCCUGAAAGUAGGCAGCACAAGGCACAGUGAUGUCUAUGGAAAAUAAAUGUCGUUCUCUUGUCCUGCCUGCGUUUGAUGUUAUCAGCUGCCUGCAUAUUAGAACGAUUUAGUUGAUGCUUCUGGCGAACUUGCUUGCCUUUCCAUAAAUAAUUUUGCCAAACCAAACUAUGUGGAAGCUUCAGCCUAUGAGCUGUCCACUGUCCAGACAUUUUGAAUGGCAAAAGGCGAUUCUUCCUAAAUUGUGUAAUGAAACGGGUUUGCUUCUAAA